ACCAAGCAUUAGUGACCACAUAAACCAAGCAUUAUAUCUCGUCAUUUCACAGUUUCACUUUCACUAUCUCACUGAUUUACAAUGGAUUCCCAAAAUCGUCACCCAGAUUCUCACUCUCAUGACCACCAUCAUCAUCACACCCACGAGGAAAAAGAAGGAAUUGAAUACACAUAUCGUGAUGGAAAAGUAAAUCACAGCCAUGAUGGAUUAGCACCACAUAGUCAUGAACCCAUUUACUCACCUGGGUAUUUCAGCAGAAGAGCUCCUCCUUUGAUUACCAGAGAUUUUCAUGAAAGAGCUUUUACUGUUGGUAUUGGGGGUCCUGUUGGUACUGGGAAAACAGCUCUGAUGCUGGCUUUGUGCAAGUGUUUGAGGGACAAAUAUAGUCUUGCUGCAGUGACUAAUGACAUCUUUACAAAGGAAGAUGGAGAAUUCUUAAUAAAGCAUGGUGCACUUCCAGAGGAAAGGAUACGUGCAGUCGAAACUGGCGGCUGUCCACAUGCUGCAAUUCGUGAAGAUAUUAGCAUAAAUCUUGGUCCUCUUGAAGAGCUUUCAAAUUUAUACAAAGCAGACAUACUUCUUUGUGAAUCUGGUGGAGACAAUUUAGCAGCCAAUUUUAGCAGGGAACUGGCAGACUACAUCAUUUACAUAAUAGAUGUAUCUGCUGGAGAUAAGAUUCCACGCAAGGGAGGACCCGGCAUCACCCAAGCAGACCUUCUUGUUAUAAACAAGACUGACCUUGCCCCUGCAGUUGGAGCUGAUUUGGCUGUCAUGGAGAGAGAUGCUCUUCGUAUGCGAGAUGGAGGACCAUUCGUCUUUGCUCAGGUGAAGCACGGGUUAGGUGUAGAAGAAAUUGUCAACCACAUUCUGCAGGCCUGGGAAGUGGCAACCGGGAAGAAACAGCACUAGAAUUGUGCAUAUGCAUAGAAUUCUUAUAUUUCUUUUGGUGUGACUGCUACUGUCUUUCUGCUUUCGUAAUCAUGAUUUGAUACUCAGCAUUACUCUUAAGUAUCUUCAUGGAUGAUGAAGCUAAUAUACAGUGUAAAAAUGAAUAAAAGUGUGUAACUUAAAACUUGUUCUUUA
Chenopodium quinoa (quinoa) is the source of this 1083-nucleotide messenger RNA. RefSeq names its product urease accessory protein G-like. The record is from RefSeq and is a predicted model, not a curated record. The transcript is spliced from 7 exons. Bases 82 to 909 code for a protein of 275 amino acids. NCBI's taxonomy places the organism in Eukaryota, Viridiplantae, Streptophyta, Magnoliopsida, Caryophyllales, Amaranthaceae. Gene Ontology annotation, molecular function: GTPase activity; nickel cation binding.